CAUGAAUGCAUCUAGCCCGGUUUGGCGCCCCCUCCCCUUUCCAUGGCCCGGAUUGCAUCCAGGAGCCUCACCCUCCGGCGCGGCUGGCGACGUGAGGAGACGACGCGGCGACGGCGACCUCCUCCCAUCCGACGUGCAUGCUCUCCGCCGUCUUCUCGCCGGUAACGCGUCGCCCUGGUCUUCCUUGCCCUCUUCUCUCCCUCGGGCACUGGGGUUCUUGGCUUCUUCUUGGUCGUGAGGUGGUAGGAGAUGUAGAGGAGGGGGAGCAGGACGAGCAGGGAGGCGGAUCUGGAGAGAUGGGCUCCGGCGAGGUGUCCUCGGGCUUGUUUGGCAGCGUCAUGGCCGGCGUGCUCGGGGCCAGAUUCGCGACGGUCCCGCAGGGCGACAAGCUGCACGCGGUGCUGGAGCAUGGGUUCCUGGGUGCGAUUGCGUAUUCAGAUAGAAGCUGUUUGUUACUUGCAAUGAUGCAUCUUGCUCUACAUUGUACUGGACACUAUUUUUACAGCUUGCCAAUGACAAGGACUACUAGCGACGGAUUUGGCAAAACUCUUGUAGAUUGUAGCAGCAGUUCCUAGAAUUGGUGAAGACGAGCCACCAAUGGAGAAAUGGAGAGAACUUGAGGCACUAUUACUUGCUGGGAGAUACGAGCUGGUCUGACCACAAUGUAGUUUUAGAUGCUAAACUGUAUUUAAUAUGGCUACUCCUAUGUUUUUUCUCUUCCAACUUGUAGUUUCAGAUGCUAAACAAUAUUUAUUAGCUUGUUCGUCGUUGAACUAAUAAGCAGCCUGUCAUGAAUUUAUCCAUGAGCUAAUGGGUACUAUGGAUGCAAGAAUCUAUUGUGCAUCA
Panicum virgatum (switchgrass) is the source of this 846-nucleotide messenger RNA. RefSeq lists its product as uncharacterized. The transcript has 2 exons. The coding region runs from base 138 to 575 and encodes 145 amino acids. The record is from RefSeq and is a predicted model, not a curated record. NCBI's taxonomy places the organism in Eukaryota, Viridiplantae, Streptophyta, Magnoliopsida, Poales, Poaceae.